Triticum turgidum subsp. durum (durum wheat) is the source of this 669-nucleotide messenger RNA. The record is from the annotation of a GenBank genome assembly. Lineage: Eukaryota; Viridiplantae; Streptophyta; Magnoliopsida; Poales; Poaceae.
AUGGCUGAGCAAGAAGGAGAAGAAUACAAGGUGCUCAUCGAUCAGACCAGCAAAGACGCCGGUGAACCGCACCAAGACGCCGACGAUGACGACGCUGACGACACCUCGAGCUUCAUCCUGGUCAUGAACCUCGUCCUGAGCGGCACGGCCCGGCUCAACGUGCUCCUCCCGACGGCCACCAUCCUGACCUUCGCCAUCUUCGCGCCGCUGGUCACCGACGACGGCAAGUGCGCGCGCGUCAACCGCGUGCUCACCGGCGCGUUCGUGCUGCUCUGCGCCGCCUCCUGCGUCUUCUUCACGCUCACCGACAGCUUCCGCUCCGCCACGGGCCGGCUCCGCUACGGCGUGGCCACCCCGACGGGUAUCGCGACGUUCUGCGCCGGCGGGGGGAGCCGGAGGAAGGCGCCGAGGGAGCCGGAGAGGUACAGGCUGCGGUGGUCGGACCUGUUCCACACCGCGCUCUCCCUGGUGGCCUUCGUGACCUUCGCCGCCUCCCACCACGACAUCGUCCGGUGCUACUACCCCGGCGCGCCCAGGAAGGUGGUGAACACCGUGCCCCUCGUCGUCGGCUUCGUCGUCAGCCUCCUGUUCGUCAUGUUCCCUUCCAAGAGGAGGGGGAUCGGCUACCCCUUCCUGCUCAGGACCGACCUCGUGUACCUGCGUCGCUGA